AUGCUGUUCAGACCGCUAUUACGAACUUUGGUGAGACCCACACCAUUGUUAUCGUCGAAACAAGUUCUUUCUGUGCGUUUCUUGAGCCCUUCUGCACGAUUGAAGAACAGAACGACCUAUGUUCGUAAUGGGGUAAUCACCGCCUUUUCUCUGGCAAUAGGUGUGUCGCUUGGACUUUACAUAGCGCAACAACUCGCGGAAAACUCAAAGCAGACCUUUCCUCUUUCUUCGAUCACUGCUCUAGAGGAUCUAGGACCACCACAGUAUGGAAAUGACGAUGACUUGAAGAAGUGCGCUGAAGAAAUUAAACAAAUACUGGGAGAAGAUGCAGUCAAGGAUUCGGAUGUUGAGCUGAACCAUCAUACCGAUAAUGGAUUCAACCCGGCAAAACCACUGCCGCAUCAAAGACCCAAGUACGUCGUUUAUCCAACAUCGACGGAACAGGUAGCUAAAGUUAUGAAAGUGGUGAAUAAGUACAGCAUUCCAGUAGUACCGUAUUCCGGUGGGACCGCACUGGAAGGACACACUUACUCUACAAGGCCAGGGAUCGUACUAAACACUUCAAAAAUGAAUAAAAUCUUGCAAGUGAACGUCGAUGACCUUGACGCAGUCGUACAGGCCGGUGUUGGGUGGCAGGAUCUCAACGAAUAUCUAUCGAACCACGAAGGAAUGCAAAACCUGAUGCUUGGUUGUGACUGUGGUCCUGGUGCUCACGUUUGUGGAAUGGUGAGCACCAACGCUUCCGGAGUCAGUGCUACGCGGUAUGGCUCUAUGGCGUCGAAUGUCAUUUCUAUAAGGGCUGUUCUAGCCGAUGGUACAGUUAUCAAGACAAAGCACAGGCCGAGAAAAUCGAGCGCGGGUUACAAUUUGACAGGACUUUUGGUCGGAAGCGAAGGUACUCUCGCUAUCGUAACCGAGGUUAUCGUGAAAUUGCAAGUAAGACCCGCCUAUGAAACUGUGGCGGUGGUUCAGUUUCCUUCUGUCAAUAAUUGCACCAAAUCAAUGGCUUCUUUCUUCAAAACUGGCAUUCCGCUGAAUGCAGUGGAGCUCUUAGACUCAGACAUGAUGAAGUGCGUCAAUUAUAGUGACUUGGUGACACGAAAGUACGAGAACAUGCCAACCUUGGUUAUCAAAAUAGGUGGCUUAAACAAAACCGUUGUUGGAGAGUACAUUAAGGAAAUCAAAUCUAUUUCCCGUGCUAACAGGUGCGUAAUGUUCGAAUUUGCCAAAACGUCUGAAGAAGCCGAUGAAUUGUUUUCAGCAAGAAAAAAUGCCUUAUAUAUGAUGCUCGAUUAUGCCUUUAAUGAAAUCAGUCCUGAUGCCAAAAUGUGGAUCACGGACUGUGCGGUGCCACUGUCGAAGUUAGCAUCAACUUUGGAGGAGCUAAACGAAAUGAUGAAAGAAUACCCCAUGCAGCAUAUGGUGCUGGGACACGGCGAUGCCAACCUUCACUACGAUAUUUUUUACACGCCGGACCAGUACGAGCUGUGCAAAGAGGCCGUUGACAGAAUGGCCAAACUUGCUAUCGCUAACGAAGGAACUUGCUCAGGUGAACACGGAAUCGGUAGUGGCAAGAGGGCUCUUUUGGAAACAGAGCUUGGAAAAGACACCAUUUCGAUGAUGCGGAAGCUAAAGAUGGCGCUAGAUCCCAAGCGUUUACUCAAUCCAGAUAAAGUAUUCAAGAUAGAUCCGCUUGACGAAAGCGAUGAAUGA
Messenger RNA from Lachancea lanzarotensis, 1713 nucleotides. Its product is annotated as LALA0S09e00210g1_1. Lineage: Eukaryota; Fungi; Ascomycota; Saccharomycetes; Saccharomycetales; Saccharomycetaceae. Gene Ontology annotation, molecular function: D-lactate dehydrogenase (cytochrome) activity; D-lactate dehydrogenase (NAD+) activity; FAD binding. The transcript has a single exon. Gene Ontology annotation, cellular component: mitochondrion. Gene Ontology annotation, biological process: lactate catabolic process. Bases 1 to 1713 code for a protein of 570 amino acids. The record is from RefSeq and is a predicted model, not a curated record.